AUCCAGCGAGUAUUUUGGGGAUUGGUGUGUGUGGACAAUGAAUGCAAAAGGAAGUAAAUUUGACCCUUUUUUGUGAGAUGUGCAGCAGCUCAUGUGCCCCGCACUACAUAGAUAUGCUCUCAGUGCCCUAAAGAAAAGGCCCUUCGUUAAUUUUGGACUAACGAAUGCUUUUGAUUGCAGUGAUCUUUUUGUGGGGGAGAUUUCGAAACACAAGCGAACAAUAUAAUAGUCUCGGGCUAAAAGAAAAUGUUAAAGGGCAAAGCAGUGAUCUUUUGGGGGCCAUAGCUACUCUCUUUUUUCUUCUCCAUCUAAUCUUUAUUUAUUUUGCUUCCCUAAUUCCUCAGAAAUUUCAUUUCUAUGCCCGAUCCGUUUCUUCUCCCUCACAACCAACUAAAUUCUUCCAUAUGAACUAAAAUCCCCCCUCAGGCCUCAAGUGAAGAGAAAAAGAUUCUGCUUGACUGAAAACAGAGACAAAAAAUUCGAAGAAUGGUGACCGGUUGGAGAAGAGCUUUUUGCACUUCCAUUCCCAAGAAACAAGACAGCCCAGUUUUACCAGAAAAGCAACAACCACAACAGCAGCAAAAAAACAGCACCAAAAGUCCAAGAUUUUCGUCGAAGUUUGGGUUUUUCUCCAACCCAUCAACCCCAAGGUUACAAUCUCAGCCGGUUUCAAGCCCGAGUCUUCGUUGCCGAACCACUUCCACUUGCACCCCGACUUCUUCUCUUCCGAAUAGCCCCAAACUCCACUGCAGAACUUCCCAUUUCUCCUCCCCUUCCUCCCCUUCCUCCCCUUCCAGUUUCUCCUUCCUUAAAUCCACUCUCUGCCUCUCCAAGGGUGGUCGGUGUGGAAUCUGUUUGGAAAACGUGAAAACGGGGCGGGGAACAGCGAUUUUCACGGCGGAGUGCUCUCAUUCCUUCCAUUUCCAUUGCGUCGCUGUUCAUAUCAGGAAGCAACAAUUACAAAUUUGCCCCGUCUGUUCCACCACCUGGAAAGAGUUGCCUUUACUCUCCCUUCAACACCCCGAACAACCCCAUAAAACAUCUUUCGGCGACAUCAAAACGAAGUCGUUAAAGGUCUAUGACGACGAUGAACCAUUGGCCUCACCUAUUUCUCUUUCCCAGUUUAACCCCAUCCCUGAGUCCGAGGAAACCGAAAUCGACGACGAAGAGGAAGAAUUCCAUGGGUUUUUUGUCACCCCGAGGAGUGAUGCAAGGAACGUGGAGGCUAGGUUGUCGCAGGAGGCGGCGAUGGUGGCGAUCGGGAGGAGUUACGAAAGUUACGUGGUAGUUAUGAAAGUGAGCGCGCCGACAGUAACGCGUGGGUUGAAGAGGGCCGCGAUCGACUUGGUUACGGUGUUGGAUGUUAGCGGUGGUGCGAUGCGGUUGCAGAUGCUGAAACGCGUGAUGCGGUGGAUUAUCUCUUUGCUUAACGAGAAGGACCGAUUGUCGAUCGUGAUUUUCUCGUCGAGUUCAAAACGGUUGUUGCCGUUGAAAAGGAUGAGUUCCAGCGGACGGAGAUUCGCGAGAAGGAUCAUCGACGGGCUGGGAAGAAACAGGCAAGGGAUGAGUGUCAACGACGCGCUGAAAAAGGCGGUCAAGAUAUUGGAGGAUCGUAGAGAGAAAAACGCGCUGUCAAGUAUAAUGAUCUUAUCUGACAACAAUGAUAAACAGUCGCAGUCCAGUUCAACCAAUCAGAACCUUCCAGUUGUUUCCACCAGGCGCCUGAGCCAUUCAGAAAUCCCCGUGCACUCAUUCGGCUUCGGAUCGUGCACCCACGCUCCAAACGAGGAUGCUUUUUGUAAAAUCAUCAACGGUCUGUUAAGCGUGGUGGUUCAAGAUGUGAGGCUUCAACUGGGAUUCGAAUCUGGGUCGGCCCCGGCCGAGAUAUUAUCGGUCUAUUCGUUGACGGCCCAACCGGCUGCACUCGGGUCGGGUUCAGUACGGGUUGGGGAUUUGCAUUCGGGCGAGGAGAGAGAACUAUUGGUGGAACUGAAAGUGCCCGUAUCUUCUCGCGGGUCCCAUAGAAUGAUGUCCGUACGAUCAUCUUACACGGAUCCAUUCACUGGGGAGAUGGUCUACUCGAGGGAUCAAAGCUUGGUUUUACCUCGGCUGCCGCAGUCCGUUCGAUCUCCAUCUUCCGGCGUCGCACGGUUGAGGAAUCUCCACGUGAGCACGCGUGCUGUGGCGGAGUCUCGUGGAUUGAUUGAGCACAACGAUUUAUCGGGGGCUCAGCAUUUGCUCACCUCGGCUCGAGCUUUGUUGAUGCAAUCGGGUUCGAGCUCGGCUGAGGGAUUUAUUGGGCGGUUGGAGUCUGAGUUAGCCGAGUUGAGCCGGCGGCGCCAGAAACAAAGGGUAAUUAAUAAUAAUGGGAGAGUGGAGGAAAAGGCUGAGCCGUUAACGCCGACGUCGGCUUGGAGAACGGCGGAGAGAUUGGCAAAAAUGGCGAUCAUGAGGAAGCAUAUGAAUAGAGUUAGCGAUUUGCAUGGAUUUGAAAAUGCCAGAUUUUAAUUUUUCUAUUUUCUUCCGCUUCC
Hibiscus syriacus is the source of this 2531-nucleotide messenger RNA. RefSeq names its product probable E3 ubiquitin-protein ligase EDA40. Lineage: Eukaryota; Viridiplantae; Streptophyta; Magnoliopsida; Malvales; Malvaceae. Bases 487 to 2508 code for a protein of 673 amino acids. The record is from RefSeq and is a predicted model, not a curated record. The transcript has 3 exons.